Messenger RNA from Pezoporus flaviventris, 4137 nucleotides. Its product is annotated as solute carrier family 23 member 1-like. The record is from RefSeq and is a predicted model, not a curated record. Gene Ontology annotation, molecular function: transmembrane transporter activity. Gene Ontology annotation, cellular component: membrane. Bases 1250 to 3124 code for a protein of 624 amino acids. NCBI's taxonomy places the organism in Eukaryota, Metazoa, Chordata, Aves, Psittaciformes, Psittacidae. Gene Ontology annotation, biological process: transmembrane transport. The transcript is spliced from 12 exons.
CCAAGAUCAGUGCAGCUGGAAAUGCACUUCCUGCAGUUAAAAAUACAGGGAGGUUCCUAUAUAAUGGGACUUCAGAGAGGAGAUCCGGCAAAACUGUUAACAUCUAUUCAUUCUGAUGCCUUAAAAGUUAGCUGCCCAGCAGCUCUUCACUUCGCUGAUGGUGUUUAGGGCGAGGUUGUCUCAUCCUAUAAUGUAGUCCUGGUCUGACAUCUGAGAAUACCAAAGCUCUACAGGAAAAACAGGGACCAGAGUUUAUUUCAGUUACACCACUUCCUGCGUGGAAAUCAGGAGAUGUUCCCAAAGGGCGGUCGCUGCGUGUAGGCGAUAGCAUGCCUCUCUCCACAGGAGCUCUCUGCAGCUGGUCUGGGAAGUUUACUGCCUCAGGAAGCCAAUAAAUUAAACAGAUAUUUAAUCUGAAGAGGGCUGGGCUGGGGUGGCCAGAAAAGCUUGAUGGAAUAUUAACACUGUUUGCUACUUAUUGAGAGUAGGGUAACUGUGCUUUGAGCCAUCCAUGAUCACCAUUCAGCUAGGAACCUUAGCUGAAUGGAGAUAAUCAUAUGCCCUGAAGUAGCCCUUUUUCUAUCUUACUACUUUUUUACCUCCAUGAUGUCAUGGUCUGAUGAUGUGAUUAUUGGUUGCUGUGUUAAAUAGGUUCCCAGUAAAAUCCUGAUUCUUUUCAUAUUGUAAUAGGAUUAUCAUACAAGAUGAGGGUAUUUGCACCUAAGACAAAAUACACAGUAGUUUACAUGCAGAAUAAGUGCAACCAUCUAGAAACUGAAUUUUCUAAAGAUCAGCACAAAGCUCUUGAAACAGGCCCAACCCAAACGGAAAAUACAAGGUGCUGUUGAAUCAACAAUGAAGCAACAAGUUUCAAGGCUAUGCCAGGAAAACAGGGAAAUGUCUCUCCCUUCGCAUCCUUACCUACGGAGGAAGUUUUUUUCUGCCAUCAGUUACUGAUUCACUCAGUCCAGGGAAGGGCUGCUUUCCAGUUUGGUUUGAAUGCCGGUCCUCUAAUCAGCUGGAGAAAAGGAGUCACUUAUAUAAGCCAAAGGAAAGGAAAUGCUUCUGUGAUACAGAUCACAUGAAGAGCUAGGACUGAGCGCUGGUUGUCUCCCAAAGUCCAGUUUCUGCAUCUUCUCACCCUGAUUCUUUAGGGCUGAGUUGACUGGGAGAAGUGGCAAUUUAGGAGGCUUUCCUCUUCUUACUAGCCUUUCUUUUUCAAGGCAGUUGGUGAAGGCAAGUGGAAGGCAUGACCCCCUCCUCAGACAAAGAGCUCAACGGGCUAGAUAACCCCAGCUUCAUGGGUGAAGAUGGGAAACACUACUGCUCCUCACUGGAUCGUGAUGCCCAGGGCCCAGAGGAAGGCAGGGACAUGGGCCACGGUGGUAUCAAGCUUGCCUACACUGUCAUGGACAUGCCCCCCUGGUACCUGUGCAUCCUGCUGGGCAUUCAGCAUUUCCUGACAGCCCUGGGAGGUCUCAUAGCCAUCCCACUGAUCCUCUCCAAAGAGCUUUGCCUCCAGCAUGACCUUCUCACCCAGAGCCACCUGAUCAGCACCAUCUUCUUUGUCUCAGGGAUUUGCACCCUGCUGCAGGUCCUCUUUGGAGUCAGGUUGCCUAUUAUUCAAGGAGGAACUUUUGCAUUCCUGACCCCCACCCUGGCCAUGCUGUCUCUCCCCAAGUGGAAAUGCCCUUCUUGGACACAGAAUGCCACCCUGGUGAAUGCCUCUUCACCAGAGUUCAUUGAAGUCUGGCAGACGCGGAUGCGAGAAUUGCAAGGAGCUAUCAUUGUAGCUUCUUGCUUCCAAAUCUUCGUUGGAUUUUCUGGCCUGAUUGGAUUCCUGAUGAAGUUCAUCGGCCCCCUGACAAUCGCGCCCACCAUCACCUUGGUUGCACUUCCUCUCUUUGACUCGGCUGGUGACGAGGCUGGGCAGCACUGGGGCAUAGCGUUCAUGACUAUUUCUUUCAUAGUUCUGUUCUCUCAGUACCUGAAAGACGUCCCUGUGCCACUGCCAUCUUACCAGGGAGGCAUGAAGUGCCACCUCUCCCCAGUCUACCUCUUCCAGAUCUUCCCGGUGCUGAUGGGGCUGUCCCUGAGCUGGCUGCUUUGCUACGUGCUGACGGUGACCGACGUCCUCCCUGCAGACCCCACUGCCUAUGGCCACCUGGCCCGGACGGACAUUCGUGGGGAUGUUUUAUCCCAGGCUCCCUGGUUUCGGCUGCCUUACCCAGGCCAGUGGGGAAUGCCAACAGUCAGCCUGGCUGGAAUAUUUGGCAUCUUAGCUGGGGUGAUUUCCUCCAUGCUGGAGUCUGUGGGAGAUUACUAUGCCUGUGCUCGCCUGGCCGGGGCCCCGCCGCCACCAAAGCACGCCAUCAGCCGUGGCAUCGGGGUAGAAGGCAUCGGCUGCCUCCUGGCUGGUGCCUGGGGGACGGGGAACGGCACCACCUCAUACAGCGAGAACGUGGGGGCCCUGGGCAUCACCAAGGUAGGGAGUCGAAUGGUGAUCAUUGCCGGUGCCUGCACCAUGCUCCUCAGCGGUAUCUCCGGGAAAGUCGGGGCAAUGCUUGCCAGCAUACCCACCCCCGUGAUCGGAGGCAUGUUCCUUGUGAUGUUUGGAGUUAUCACGGCAGUGGGGAUUUCCAAUUUGCAGUACACUGAUAUGAACUCCUCAAGAAACAUCUUUAUCUUUGGAUUUUCUGUAUUUGCUGGCCUCACAGUUCCCAACUGGGCAAACAAAAAUAGCAUGCUGCUGGAAACAGGAAUCAUCCAGCUGGACCAGGUGAUCCAGGUGCUUCUCACCACUGGCAUGUUUGUAGGUGGACUCCUGGGGUUUAUCCUUGACAACACCAUUCCAGGAACACAGGAGGAGCGAGGGCUCCUGGCAUGGAAGCACAGCCACAUGGGAGAGGCAGACAUCUCUCAGCUCAUUUCCAAGGUGUAUGAUCUUCCAUUUGGCAUAGGCACCAAAUACUGUGCUGUCUCUUGGUUUCGGUAUCUCCCUGCUUGCCCCAAAGGGCUAUCCGGUGGCAAGAGAAUGGAUGAACUGAAAGCUGCCAAACAGGAAAGCAGUGUUAGAGCAAGCUCAGAAAGAGACUCUGAGAUAGGUGCUGAUACAAGGAUAUAAGCACCUUCCUAUCUCGGAAGCUGAGGUCUGAAAAGGAUGUCUGCAGCCCACAACAUUUGAACAUGAGCUGGCAGCUGUCAGAGGCUAGACCAGGAGAAUGAUAAUGCCUUUCUCUUCCCAGCUCUGCCCCCUGCACCUCGAGGGGGUAAUUUUUCUCCUCUCUGCUCCUGCCUGCCCACCUCUAGGAAGAACAUAUUCCUUCUUCAGGGAACACCAAAGGCCAAGAAAUGCUUGGAAAAGAUGUUCAAUUUCCUUCCUUGCACCAAACCUUGGGGACCCCAAGGAGCAGCUGUUUAGCUGAAGCAGAGCUGUUCCUGUCCUCUGUCCUGGCUGCCCAAGGAACCACAGAAGAUAUCCCUGAUGCGGGCCCUGUACCACUCUCAGGCAUCCCUAGGGCUGAGGCUAAUCCCCACCACCUUAAAAGAUCUGUAAGGGCAAUGCCCACCUCUCAGCUUGUGUUUCACACUCAUCCUGGCCAGGGGGAAGGAGUGGGCACCUUUAGGUCAUGAUUGUUCUCAUUCCAUAUUCCCAUAAUUUAAAGUCAGUCAAAUGAAUGUGGUUGCAAGAGAGGCGUCUAAGGUUAAUGGGCUUGACUGUCUUCUGAACGUGCCUCUCCUAUCUUAGACUGCAGAGGGAAUCUAGAGACCUUCUGUUCUUGACCUAACAAAAACCCAGCUUCACUGCAAUGAAUCCCUGAGCAGUCUCAGGGAAGCCAGCUUCCCCAGAGCACCAAACCCUACAAAGAUGAAGGCGACAAUUCUUCUGCUCACAGUGAGAUGCAUCCCUGUUACUGCUAUGUCCUGUGUCCCCUCCACUGUACUUGUUUGGUCUGGUGAUUCUGCAGUUACAACCACUUCUCUGGAAAACAGUUUGCAGAUUCUUAUUCCUGUCCACUGUCAGCAGAAACAGCCUUAACCUAUAUGGCCAUGUCCAAUGCAGUUGCAUGCAGUGCUGGCUGCUGGUGGUGUGUAAUAACAUUGUUGUAGUAUGAGCUUGUGUUUCCAGUACUGAGA